GAUAUAAAAGAGGAACUAGUUGUGGGUCUCAGAAAUUCUCAGCACAGCCUUUAAGUUUCCAAACAUCUACUAGAAAAGGAAUGCAGAUUUAAACUGAGUGAGGUGUGGAGUGGGGGAAGCUGACUGGGUCUGGACCAAAGAACUUCAAGGAACUUGCCCAGAGCCCUGCACGCAUCAGACCUACCGCAGACACUGCAGGCCCGAAGAAAGCACCUUUUCUGCUGCCAUGACAACCAUGCAAGGAAUGGAACAGGCCAUGCCAGGGGCUGGCCCUGGUGUGCCCCAGCUGGGAAACAUGGCUGUCGUACAUUCACAUCUGUGGAAAGGAUUGCAAGAGAAGUUCUUGAAGGGGGAACCCAAAGUCCUUGGGGUUGUGCAGAUUCUGAUUGCCCUGAUGAGCCUUAGCAUGGGAAUAACAAUGAUGUGUGUUGCAUUUAGUGCUUAUGGACAUUACCCUAUUUCCGUGUAUAUCGGGUACACAAUUUGGGGGUCAGUGAUGUUUAUUAUUUCAGGAUCCUUGUCAAUUGCAGCAGGAAUUAGAACUACAAAAGGCCUGGUCCGAGGUAGCCUGGGAAUGAAUAUCACCAGCUCUGUACUGGCUGUAUCAGCAAUCUUAAUCAACACAAUUAGCUUGGCGAUUUAUUCAUUUUAUCACCGUUACUGUAACUACUAUGGCAACCCAAAUAACUGUCACGGGACUGUGUCCAUCUUAAUGGGUAUGGAUGGCAUGGUGCUCCUCUUAAGUGUGCUGGAAUUCUGCAUUGCUGUGUCCCUCUCUGCCUUUGGAUGUAAAGCGAUCUGUUGUACCCCUGGUGGGGUUGUGUUAAUUCUGCCAUCAAAUUCUCACAUGGCAGAAGCAGCACCUCUCACACCACUUAAUGAGGUUUGAGGCCACCGAAAGAUCAACAGACAAAUGCUCCAGAAAUCUAUGCUGACUGUAACACAAGAACCUCACAUAAGAAAUUACCAGAAUCCAACUUUGAUACUGAGAGACAUAUUGAUAUCAUUAUUAUAUGUAAUCCAAUUAUGAACUGUGUGUGUAUAUAUAGAGAGAUAAUAAAUUCAAAAUUAUGUUCUCAUUUUUCCCCUGGAACUCAAAAAUUCAUUUCACUGGCUCUUUGUCGAGAGUACUAGACGUUAAAUUAAUAAAUAAUGCAUUUAAUGAGGCAACAGUACUUGAAAGUUUUUCAUUCAUCGUAAGAACUUUAUAGGCAUUAAAUAAGGCAUUAAAUUGGCAAAUAAGAUCUGGAAGCAGAAAAGCAAAAAAGGUAUUGCUAAAAUGAGGCCUCCAUGCAAAACACAUACUUCUGCUCCCCUGUAUAAUAUUCCUCCCAUUUAUUUAACUUUUUUCUGCUCCCACCUAUGGGGACCAAAGGGCCUUUUCCUUCGGAAGUGGAGAUACGUGGCCAUCUCCCCCUCCCUUUUUCCUCUCCUUCUGUUCUUCCCCCAUAGAAAGUACUUUGAAAUAGCACAGUCCAUCCUUGCAUGUGCACAAGCUAUCAUUUGAGUAAAAAUAUACAUGGAGUAAAAAUCACAUUAAGCAUCAGAUUCAACUUAUAUUUUCUAUUUCUUCUUCUUCCUUUCCCUUCUCCCACCUUCUACUGGGCAGAAUUAUAUCUUAAUCAAAUUUGUAUCCUAUGCCAUAUAUGGAAAUGUGCAACAUAUGAUAUUUGUUAAAUACAUUUGUUUUUAUUGCAGAGCAAAAAUAAAUAAAAUGAGAAGCAAUA
This is a messenger RNA of Macaca mulatta (Rhesus monkey), 1727 nucleotides long. It is a transcript of the gene MS4A4A, whose product is annotated as membrane spanning 4-domains A4A. Lineage: Eukaryota; Metazoa; Chordata; Mammalia; Primates; Cercopithecidae. The record is from RefSeq and is a predicted model, not a curated record. Gene Ontology annotation, cellular component: Golgi apparatus; plasma membrane.